Pleurotus ostreatus (oyster mushroom) is the source of this 3675-nucleotide messenger RNA. RefSeq lists its product as uncharacterized. Gene Ontology annotation, cellular component: nucleus; RNA polymerase I complex. Gene Ontology annotation, molecular function: DNA binding; DNA-directed RNA polymerase activity; ribonucleoside binding. Gene Ontology annotation, biological process: DNA-templated transcription. The transcript is spliced from 12 exons. Lineage: Eukaryota; Fungi; Basidiomycota; Agaricomycetes; Agaricales; Pleurotaceae. Bases 1 to 3675 code for a protein of 1224 amino acids. The record is from RefSeq and is a predicted model, not a curated record.
AUGCCUGAUGGAUCUCUGAGGCAGAAAAGAGGGCCUACAUUUGACACAUUACGACGCGAGAACAGGUUCAAGCACCCUCCAACCGAUGGCGCGGCAUACGAUAUCCUAAACGAGUUCGUAACGCCUCACAUCGAAUCAUUCAACGCGCUUUUCGACGACUCUGGACUACCUACUGGCGACGGGGACGGUAAAGGCCUGCUGAGUCUCGCAUUGGACGACAUCGGACCCCGCGUCGUGUUCGAUGGAAACGGCCAAGCAAAUUCCGAGAGCGGACCGAGAGGCUGGGGCAAUCGCUCGAGCAUUACAAUCGAAAAGGUCACAAUCGCGAGACCAAUGGUUCCGGACAAGGACAAAUUAGCGAUCGAGAGAAAGGUGUUUCCGUCAGAAGCUCGCGAACGGCUUACAUCGUACAGAGGGAAGAUGGAAAUUAAGAUCUGCUGGACGGAUAACCAUGGACAAAGGCAGGAGGAGACGAAGAAUUGCGGGCUGGUGCCAAUCAUGGUUCGGUCGGUUAGGUGUAACCUUCGCUCGAUGUCCUCCGCCGAGCUCGUGAAGCGCCACGAGGAGCCAGAGGAGUUUGGGGGUUAUUUCGUGAUCAACGGGAACGAACGUCUCAUUCGAUAUCUCAUCCUCCCGCGCCGAAACCACGCCAUAUCUCUCAUUCGACCGUCGUUCACAAACCGUGGCCCCUCAUAUACGCAGUAUGCCAUUCAAAUUCGCUGCGUGCGUCCAGAUCAGACCAGUGCGACGAACACUCUGCAUUACCUUGCCAACGGGAGCGCCAUGCUUCGGUUCAGCUGGCGCAAGCAAGAGUAUGUCAUCCCUAUCAUGCUCAUCCUCAAAGCACUCGUAGGGGCCUCCGACAGGGAGAUUUACGAGGGCAUCAUGAUGCAGGACUACGAAAAUACUUUCUUGUCAGAUCGUGUCGAAUUGCUGCUUCGAAGUUUCAAAACAUAUAGCUUGCAUACUGCUGAUCACUGUCUUGAAUAUCUUGGUGACAAAUUCCGCGUGGUUCUUGGUUUACCGGAAGAUAUGACGAACAAAUCACUUGGAGCGUGGUUGUUGCAGAAGAUGGUGUUUGUCCAUCUACGGAAUCCACGGGACAAAUUUAGGAUGCUACUGUUCUCGCUUCGAAAACUUUACGCCUUAGUUUCGGGCUCGUGUAGUGCGGACAAUCCCGAUUCACCUCAACAUCAAGAAGUCCUACUUCCCGGAACACUUUACGGUAUGAUCAUCAAGGAGCGGAUCGAAGAGAUCUUAAACAACGUCCGCACGAAUAUAAUUACCGAUGUCAGGAACGGUGUGGUAGUCGACUUCAAUGAUCGGCGGUACAUUAACAAGGUAUUCUCUCGGGUCAAUUUCGACAUCGGAUCCAAGCUAUCCAAUUUCCUUGCCACGGGGAAUCUCGUCUCGCCCACCGGUCUCGAUCUACAGCAAGCGUCUGGCUUUACCAUCGUCGCAGAAAAACUCAACUGGCAGCGGUACAUCAGCCAUUUCAGGUGUAUUCAUCGCGGCGCGUUCUUUGCCGAGCUCAAAACUACAACCGUUCGCAAACUGUUGCCAGAAGCAUGGGUAGGUUUCUUGUGUCCCGUCCAUACACCUGAUGGUGCGCCCUGCGGGCUUCUAAACCAUCUUUCCCGAACAUGCCGCAUCAUCACAGCUCCUCUCGCCGUUGCGGAUAUCCCUGCCCUUCUUGCAACACACGGCAUGACUCAAGCUUUCACACCAUCAAUAGACGGAAGACGCAAUUUGUGCAUCCAACUCGACGGCCGCGUCAUCGGAUGGGCCCACCCAGUUAUCGCCCAGCAGUUAGCCACGAACCUUCGGAUAUGGAAAACAGAGGGGAAGUUCGGUGUUCCUCUCGAUCUGGAGAUCGGGUUGGUCCCCGAGUCGAAAGGUGGGCAGUAUCCAGGGAUGUUCUUGUUUUCUUCACGAUCGCGGAUGAUGCGACCUGUGAAGUACCUGGCGAACGGCAAAGAUGAUAUGGUCGGAACCUUCGAGCAGGUGUAUAUGAACAUUGCAUGUACGCCCGAAGAAAUCGAAGCGAAUACAUCUACUCAUGUCGAACACGAGCCCACAAAUUUCUUGUCUAUCUUGGCCAAUCUGACCCCGUUCUCCGACUUCAACCAAAGUCCACGGAAUAUCUACCAGUGUCAAAUGGGUAAACAAUCGAUGGGGACGCCUUCGACCGCUAUAAGGCAUCGAACCGACAACAAAUUGUACAGGUUGCAGACCGGACAAAGUCCUGUCGUCCGCCCCGCCCUCCAUAACACAUACGCCAUGGAUUCUUAUCCAAACGGCACCAACGCCAUCGUCGCCGUUAUUUCGUACACAGGGUAUGACAUGGAAGACGCCAUGAUCCUGAACAAGUCAGCACACGAACGUGGAUUUGCGUACGGCACCGUCUACAAGUCCCAAAUAAUUGACCUUAAGGAUGAACGCGGGGCAGUGAAGAAUGCCGCUGUGCCUACGCUGCAUUUCGGAUUAGGUCGCGACAUACGGCAAGACGGUGAUCGACAACACACUUGCUGCCAAUUCCUCGACCGCGAUGGUUUACCAUUCAUUGGGGCUCACCUACGGUCUGGCGACCCCAUUGCUGCGUAUAUCGAUGAUACGACUGGCCGUACACGAUUUGUGAAGUACAAAGGUGAUGAGAUGGCGUUUGUCGAUGAAGUUCGACUACUAGGCAGUGAUGCCGGCGAUAGCGAGCUUCAGAAACUUCAUAUUUCGUUACGCAUAGCUCGAGCGCCCGUUAUUGGAGACAAGUUCUCGUCCCGGCAUGGGCAGAAGGGUGUUUGUUCGCAGAAAUGGCCCAUGGUUGAUAUGCCGUUCACAGAGAGCGGCAUGCAACCGGAUGUGAUCAUUAACCCCCAUGCUUUUCCCAGUCGAAUGACGAUCGGCAUGCUGGUAGAAAGCAUGGCAGGAAAGGCGGGAGCGAUGCACGGACUUGCUCAAGAUGCCACGCCUUUCAAGUUCUCUGAAGAAGAUACUGCCGUCGACUACUUCGGCGAGCAACUCUUGGCCUCUGGCUAUAAUUAUUAUGGAAACGAGCCCAUGUAUUCUGGGAUUACCGGCCAAGAGUUCGCGGCGGACAUCUACAUUGGCGUCGUGUACUAUCAACGUCUGCGACACAUGGUCCUUGACAAGUUCCAAGUGCGUACGACCGGCCCUGUCGAUCCCCUCACCCGACAGCCCGUAAAAGGGAGGAAACGCGCUGGCGGUAUUCGUUUCGGAGAGAUGGAACGUGAUGCCCUGAUUGCUCACGGAACGUCGUUUUUGCUUCAAGACCGUUUGAUGAACUGUUCAGACUACUCGACCGCCUGGGUAUGCCGCACAUGUGGGAGUCUGAUAUCACUUGGCUACGAAGAUGUUAGCCUCGGGAAAGCGAUGAUGGGCAACACUUCCAUCAAUCCUUCUGGACCUGGGGGCGAGUACUGCCGCACUUGCCGCGCUGCUGCAGAAGAGCAGGAGGAAAUAGAACGAAGACAAUUCAAAAACGGUGGGAGCCAACAAACGCCCCAGGCUGAUGUCCGUGUUGCCAUCUCGUCCCAAAACUAUCUUGGGAGGGCCUCUCAAAAAGGCGACCUGGAUGUUGUCGCCAUCCCAUUCGUCUUCCGGUACCUCUGUGCCGAACUAGCUGCAAUGGGAAUAUCUGUAUCUCUUGAAGUCGCGUAA